Messenger RNA from Brassicogethes aeneus, 240 nucleotides. The record is from the annotation of a GenBank genome assembly. Lineage: Eukaryota; Metazoa; Arthropoda; Insecta; Coleoptera; Nitidulidae.
AUGAGCAGAAAAGAAGCGCUUUCCUCGUUCAUCCAGCAAAUUCACGCCAGACCGGUCGUGGUAAAAUUAAACAGUGGCGUGGAUUACAGAGGAGUUCUGGCUUGUUUGGAUGGAUACAUGAACAUAGCCCUCGAACAGACUGAAGAGUACGUGAAUGGACAGUUAAAAAACAAAUUUGGGGAUGCUUUUAUUCGUGGAAACAACGUUCUCUACAUAAGCACACAGAAGAGAAGAUAUUAG